Arabidopsis arenosa is the source of this 1717-nucleotide messenger RNA. NCBI's taxonomy places the organism in Eukaryota, Viridiplantae, Streptophyta, Magnoliopsida, Brassicales, Brassicaceae. The record is from the annotation of a GenBank genome assembly.
AAGGGUCUCAUCCAACCGUUUAUCUUUUUCGUAACAAGAGAGAAUAUGCAUCAUUUUGUCCCUGACUUUGAUACCGAUGAUGAUUAUGUCAACAACAACCAUAAUUCUUCAUCUUUGAAUCAUCUUCCUAGAAAAUCCAUUACUACUAUGGGUGAAGAUGAUGAUCUUAUGGAGCUUUUAUGGCAGAACGGUCAAGUUGUUGUUCAAAACCAGAGACCUCACAGUAACACGAAGAAACCUUCUUCUUCUCCGACGAAGCUUCUUCAAGCUCCGAUUCCUCCUUCUAUGGAUAAUCAUCAGCAGCAGCAGCAACCUACGACAGAUCAGAAUCUUUUUAUUCAAGAAGAUGAAAUGACUUCUUGGCUUCAUUAUCCUCUUCGUGACGAUGAUUUCUGCUCUGAUCUUCUCUUCUCCGCCGCUACACCAACUCCUCCGUGUGCGACGAGUCAUGUGGUCACCGCCGUAAGACCGCCAGUACCAGUACCGUCUUCGUCGAAUGAGUCGAGGCCACCGGUGAGGAAUUUUAUGAAUUUCUCGAGACUGAGAGGGGAUUUUAAUAACGGUAGAGGUGAAUCUGGACCGAAGACGAUUGUGAGAGAAUCGACUCAGGUAAGUCCUAGCGCAACACCGUCGUCAGCGGCGGCGAGUGAAUCCGGUUUAACACGGCGGACGGAUGGUACUGAAAGCUCUGCCGGACUUGAUCGGAAGGGAAAAGCAGUGGCUAUGACGGCGCCGGCGAUUGAGAUUACCGGUACAUCGUCUUCUGUAGUGUCAAAGAGCGAAAUCGAACCGGAGAAGACGAACGUUGAUGACAAGAAACGAAAAGAGAGAGAAGCCACCACCGAGGAAGCUGAGUGCCGUAGCGAGGAAACAAAACAAGCACGUGGAUCAACAACAUCUACCAAGAGAUCUCGUGCUGCUGAAGUUCAUAAUCUCUCUGAAAGGAAACGGAGAGAUAGAAUCAAUGAGAGGAUGAAAGCUUUGCAAGAACUCAUACCUCGCUGCAAUAAGUCGGAUAAAGCUUCGAUGCUUGAUGAAGCUAUUGAGUACAUGAAGUCUCUACAGCUUCAAAUACAGGUGAUGUCAAUGGGAUGUGGAAUGAUGCCAAUGAUGUAUCCGGGUAUGCAACAGUACAUGCCACACAUGGCGAUGGGGAUGGGUAUGAACCAGCCUCUUCCUCCUCCUUCCUUUAUGCCAUUCCCCAACAUGUUAGCGGCUCAAAGACCUUUGCCUACACAAACUCAGAUGGGCGGGUCAGGACCGCAAUACCCUGUUCAUGCUUCUGACCCGUCAAGAGUCUUUGUACCAAACCAGCAGUUUGAUCCAAUGUCGGGCCAGCCUCAGUAUCCAGGUUACAUGGAUCCAUAUCAGCAGUUCCGCGGUCUCCACCCGACCCAACCACCUCAGUUUCAGAAUCAAGCAACAUCGUACCCAAGUUCGAGCAGAGUAAGUAGUAGCAAGGAAUCUGAGAAUCAAGGAAACCACACAACAGGUUUUUAUACUCAGAGAGCUGUACAUGUAAUGAUCCAGAGAUCUAGGAAUCAAUACAUAGAGGUUGCAGAGGCUUAGUGCAGAUAAUAGAUGAGAAAGCUAGGUUCAUAUACAACAAACCCGAUCAUUAUUCUUUCUCGUCUCUUAAGACUUGCUAUCUACAUGACCAUAAGAUUUGAGAAACAUGCAUAUGAAUCAAACCGUUGAAUCAAUAUUGUAUUCGCUA